UUUGCUGAAGUGGCACCAUAUUUUCUCUUACCAACAAUUUUCUCUUAGUUAAUAAAACAACAAUAAAUAAAACCUUCAAACUCAAACCACUUCACACACCAAAAUUUCUAUCUUCCCUCCUUCUCUUUCUCUCUCUUUGAUCCAUCCAUCACUAUAUAAUAUCCCAUUUUUUUCAUAACAAUUAACUCAACAAAAGAGAUAAAAUUAAAGUUACUGAAAAAAAAAAGCAACACUUCAAGUUUCAACAACUUCUAUAUAUUCAUUUUUCACUCAUUUUGUUCUAAAAAGAUACAGUUUUUCAGAUCAUCAUACAGAAAUGUCAGAGGUUAAAGACCCUGCGAUAAAGCUAUUUGGAAGGACAAUUCCUCUUCCACUCAUCAUAUCUAAUGACUCUUCAUCUUCCUCUCCCUCUUCUUCUCCGCCACAAUUCAUCUCUGCAAUACAACAAGAAACUGAGGAAUCGUCGAGGAAAGAACUCGCCACGGCACAAGAUGAUGAUGCCUCGCAACAAACCGGGGAGGAUUUAAAAUCACUCGCAGCAUCGUCGGCCAUACUUGAGAAUUCUCCUAAGACUCCCUCAGGCGAAACCGAGAAUUCAUUACCGAAAGCUUCUACAAAUGGAGAACAAAGUGAGACUAGUGUUUCUGAAGAUAAAACUUUAAAGAAACCGGACAAGAUAAUCCCGUGUCCGCGAUGCAAUAGCAUGGACACCAAGUUCUGUUACUUCAACAAUUACAAUGUUAACCAGCCCCGACACUUUUGCAAGAAAUGUCAAAGAUACUGGACUGCAGGAGGAACAAUGAGAAACGUUCCUGUUGGUGCUGGUCGCCGGAAGAACAAGACCUCACCUUCCGCGCAUUAUAGACACCUGAUGAUUCCAGAGGGAGUUAAGGUUCAUUCCCCUAAUGGAUUACAUGGUUCUGUCCUGGCCUUCGAUUCAGAUUCGCCUCUUUGUAAUACCAUGACUUCUGUAUUGAAAAUUGGCGAGAGGGUGCCAAAUUGUGUACCUAAUGGUUUUCAUCAGGCAACUGGACCAAAUACUUUUGUUUCCUAUAGUGGAGAAGAUGAUCACUCGAUUGGAGUUUCUGUUGCAACUUCAAUUUCUUCCGAGAGGAAAUGUCACACCGACACAAAUGGAUCAAUGGAUAAAAGACUGGAAGGCUUCCCUCCUCGAUUGCAAUAUGUUCCAAGUCCCCUUUUGCCUUAUCCAUGGAAUUCUGGAAUUCCUCCUCCGACAUUUUGUCCACCAAACUAUCCAUUGGCAUUCUAUCCUCCACCGGCAUAUUGGGGUUGCGUGCCGCCUCCAUGGAAUAUACCAUGUAUCUCACCAAAUAGUCCUUCUGUUAACCAAACUGACUCUCCCCAAUAUUCACCUACUUUGGGAAAACACUCAAGGGACGGAAACAUCAUUACCUCAGUAAACUCGCCUGAUAAAGAACACAAUUGUACCGAAAGCAGCGUUUUGACCCCGAAAACACUUAGAUUCGACGACCCAAAUGAAGCUGCAAAGAGUUCCUUAUGGUCAAAGCUUGGGAUCAGUAAUGACAAAACCAAUUCUCUCAAUGGGGGAAGCAUGUUCAAUGCAUUUCAAUCCAAGGGAAAAGACACUAAUCACUCGGCCGAAGCGUCACCGCUGAUGUAUGCCAACCCUGCAGCUUUGUCGCGGUCUCGUACCUUCCAUGAAGGAACCUAAUUGCGAAUCACAUUGAAAUACUCAGAUUUUCAAUGUGUUGAUGCACUGUUAUGAGAAUUGCAGUUAAUAUCAGUGCAACCUCAUUCUGCUGACAAGGUCUCAACUUUUAUUAUUCUCAAAAGUAUAGUUUACCAACAGUGUUGUACUUUAGCAGUUUAGCCUCAGUAGCUGCUAUCUUGAGCCUGUGUAACUGAACAGGUGUUUCUGCUGCAGAUUUAGAUAAGGUGUUGAGAAAAUAUCUUCAUGUACAUAUAUAUCUAUAUAUAUAUAUAUGAGAGAGACAAGGAAAACAAGUUGAAAAGAGAAAAGAAAGGAGAUUCUUAGGCUAAAAUCCAAUUGUUUAGAAUAAAUUUGUUAAGCCUUCAUUGGAAAGCCUAUUGUUUUGUUGCCUCUUUUUGGGAGAUUCUCUACUACAAUAAUGUUAGUUUCAAAUGGAUUAUGUUAUUUAUAUGA
Messenger RNA from Lathyrus oleraceus (garden pea), 2146 nucleotides. Its product is annotated as cyclic dof factor 3. The record is from RefSeq and is a predicted model, not a curated record. Bases 317 to 1693 code for a protein of 458 amino acids. Gene Ontology annotation, molecular function: DNA binding; DNA-binding transcription factor activity. The transcript has 2 exons. NCBI's taxonomy places the organism in Eukaryota, Viridiplantae, Streptophyta, Magnoliopsida, Fabales, Fabaceae. Gene Ontology annotation, biological process: regulation of DNA-templated transcription.